This is a messenger RNA of Pecten maximus, 2450 nucleotides long. Its product is annotated as E3 ubiquitin-protein ligase RNF8-like. The coding region runs from base 85 to 1893 and encodes 602 amino acids. The transcript has 7 exons. Gene Ontology annotation, cellular component: cytosol; site of double-strand break; ubiquitin ligase complex. NCBI's taxonomy places the organism in Eukaryota, Metazoa, Mollusca, Bivalvia, Pectinida, Pectinidae. Gene Ontology annotation, biological process: protein K48-linked ubiquitination; double-strand break repair; ubiquitin-dependent protein catabolic process. Gene Ontology annotation, molecular function: ubiquitin protein ligase activity; zinc ion binding; nucleic acid binding. The record is from RefSeq and is a predicted model, not a curated record.
AUGUCCAGAGAGCUCACAAAAUAAUCUACACUUUUGGUGACGUUUUAAACAAGGCACUAAACGCGCGGCCCAGGAGUUUGCAGGAUGGCAGAUACUUCAGGUCAAACUUGUUUAUAUCGGUUGGGAGACAAUGUCAAGAAACAUAGACUUAUUACGCUAUCAGAUAAGGACGAGGUAACAAUUGGCCGAUCUCCUGACGUUACAGUAUGUCUUCUAUCCAACAUGAUCUCACGCUGCCAUGCAACCCUGAAGAAAUCUCAAUCUGGGACUUGGUCAGUCAAAGACAAUAAGAGUCUCAACGGAGUGUAUGUUAAUGAUGUACGACUGGUGGCUAACAAACCACAUACACUUGAGGAGGGUGACAUUGUACAGCUUGGUAUUGCAAAGACAUCACAGGAUAAGGCAGAGUUCAUAUUCAAAUUCCACAAAAAUCUUAAAGUGAAACGUGUCCGUCAAAACUCCUCGCAAGAUAAUUCUCAAAAUGAAGAAAAUUGUGUUGGAAAAUAUCCAAUGAAGAGAAUAAAACUAGACUGUGACAGUAAGAGAGUGACACCAGUUAUUAAAAGGGAAGUUACCGAAAGGCCAGAAAGUGAUUCCCGAGUAUCAAGUUCUCAACCUGAACUUGGAUGUUCUGAUGAAGAAGGAGAUGGCAAAGGCACGCCUGGAAGGAGUAGCAGAGUGAACACAGACAAAAAUUGGUCACCAUUCAUGGACUACAAAGAAAAACUCAAACAACAGGAAAGUGAAGCUGACUUGAAACUGAAGGAGUAUGAAGCGAAGAUGGCAGAAAUGCAAAAAAUGUUACAAGAAAAAGAAGCAGCACAAAAUGAAAUAAGAAGUGAACUUGAAGAAGAAAAGAAAAGACGAGAAAACCAGGAAAGAGAAUUAAAUGUUAUGUUGAAAGAGAAAGAAAAAGAAAUGGAAAUUGCACUUACAAAGAAGAGGGAGGAGGAAGAAAAAAUGAAAGAAGAACUUGAAAAUCAGUUACUCAAUAGGGAAGCACAGAUGUUAGAACAACUUCAGUCCGAAAAAGACCGUCUGCUAACAGAAAAACAAAAAAUUGAAGACAAUCUUAAAAUGACCAUAGAAGAGAAAGAUCGUCAGUUACAAGAAGAACUUGUGAGACAAAAAGAAAAACUUGAUGGUGUUAUUAAUAAGAAGGAAGCAGAACAGCGGAUGCUGGAAAGUCAACUGAAUGACACUAGGGCGGAGAAGGACCAGCAGAAGGAAGCCAUGUUACAGGCAAGGGAAGACAUCCUGUCAAACUUUGCUGAUCUCAUGGAGACAGAGUUACAAUGUAGCAUAUGUAAUGAACUCUUUGUACAGGCCACAUCUUUAAACUGUUCCCAUGCAUUUUGUGCCAGCUGUAUAGAAGAAUGGAUGAAGGUGAAGAAGGAAUGUCCGAUCUGUCGGACAGCCAUUGCAUCCAAAGUACGUUCAAUUGUGCUAGACAGUUAUAUAGACAGAAUGGUGGAACAUCUCAGUGACGACCUCAAACAGCAGCGUGUAGAAUUAGUGGCCUCUCGCAAAGCUGAGGCUGCCAUAAAGGCAGAACAGGAUAAACCAGGGACAUCAGGAAAUGGGCGGGGAAGAGGGCGUGGCCGAGGAAGGGGGCGAGGUCGAGGUAGAAAUAGGGCAGCAGCAGACCCUCCACUUCCAGAAGCUCCACCUAUUGGUAUACCAAGUGAUGAUGAUAUUGAUGGAGGGGUAGUCUCCAGUGAUGAUAGUGAUCAUUUUGAAAGUGCCAGCGACAACUCUAUGAAUUCUUCUGAUGAUUCUGAUGACAGUUCUGACUAUGUCCAUGGAGAACGAGGGGCCUACUUUGGUGGUUAUGGAAGAUGUUUUAGAUGUGGAUCAAGAGGACAUUGGGCAAAUGGCUGUCCGUAUUCCUAACACCUGUAUGGCAGAUUGGCGUCUGCUGUGAAAUCUCCCAUGAUUGGUGCUUGUCAAUUCUAAUGGCAGCCAGAACACCACUGGUAGCACAUGUAGAACAGAUGGGUAUCUACUCUUCAAGGUGGAUGCUUGUCUGUUUCUAUGGCAGCCUGAACAAUGUGUCUACAUUGUUGAAGAUUAGAUGUUGCAUGUUAGACAGAUGAGUGUCUAAUCUCUCCAACUUAUCCUCUCUCCAUCUGAUCCAUGUCCGUUCUGUGGAAACUGGUUGUACAGCCUACUGAUUCAUUUUGGUUAUUAACAGAGUGUCUGUUACAAUUUAAACAUCAAACUGUUUAUAGCGGUAAAGUCUCUGAGAACAAGUCAUCUUCACAGACAGACAUUGAGUGUUUAGAGAAUGUGUUCCUGACUUCAUUAAAGUCACGUUGGCAAUAUUUAAUGUCAUGUAAGAGAAGUGACGGCUUUAUUUAUUUGAUUUUUUAGCCAACCAUCAUCAGAUGGUGGGCUAUUCAAAUCGCCCUUCGUCCGUGGUCCGUCAUCCGUCCGUCCGUCCCUCUGUC